Messenger RNA from Brassica napus (rape), 2448 nucleotides. RefSeq lists its product as uncharacterized. The transcript has 3 exons. The record is from RefSeq and is a predicted model, not a curated record. The coding region runs from base 25 to 804 and encodes 259 amino acids. NCBI's taxonomy places the organism in Eukaryota, Viridiplantae, Streptophyta, Magnoliopsida, Brassicales, Brassicaceae.
AAAAAUUUCUUGUCUUUCAGGUGCAUGCCUUGCAGUACCAGAAGCAACAAGGAACAAACAUUGCUCUUUUCAGAUCCUGCACCAUGGAUUGCUAUAUUCACACAUGAGCCUACAGAGUCAUUCAGAAGCUCCUGGAUCAGAUUCAAGUUAUAUCAGAGAGACUGUCCACACCAUGGAUUCAAUAAAGUUCAGCUGCUCAGCACUUUCUUCAGAGGCAUCGAGCUGUCAUAUCAGAUGGCUCUAGACUCAGCUAGUGAUGGAAACUUCAACACUAGGAAUCCAAAAGAGGAUCUGAGACUUAUUGAGAACUUGGCAUCCAGCAAUAGCACCAAGAACAAUGAUUUUGAGAGGAGAAAAUCGGCCACUACCCUAGGGAAGGAGCAGAUGGACGAUGUUAAGGCUAAGCUGGAUAGUGUUCCCAAGCUUCUCAAGAAGCCGGUCAGCUUUGCAGAGGAUGUAGAAGCUAUAGAUGUCGACAUUGACAAAGAUGAAGAGGAGGAUGUGAACUUUGUUAGUGGUACAUGCUUUCAGAAUCUGAGGUAUGAAAAUCAGAGUGGAUACAUAAACUCUUAUGGCAAUGGACAGAAGAGUGGAUACAACCAGAGCCCGCAGUACCAGAAACCCUUCAGUAACAACUACAACAUCAGCAACAACUACAACAUCAGCAACAUCAGCAACAGAGUUUAUGGGAAUUCUUUCUACCAGAAUCCGCCACCACAGACUCGGGAGAGCAAGAUAGAGUCCUUGCUUGAUCAAGUUCUUGAGGGUCAGCAGAAGUUGAUGAUUAUUUCAAUGGAAAGAUAGAUGAUGUCUACACAGAGCUCAACUCAAAGUUUGAGUCUUUGAACACAGAUGUGAGGAAGUUGGAGACACAAGUGGUUCAGACAGGAGAAACUGUUAAGAGGCAGGAGGCCUUCAUCAAGGGUAAAGGAGAGGAAUCACUGAAGCACAACGUGAUGCCAUCAUAGAUGAUGAUUUCUGGCAAGUCGUAAAAGAUGAGAAGCUUCAGGAAGGGGACUUUAGAGUCGAGAGCUCCAUUAGUUUUGGUAGUUGAUCCUGGUGUGGACCGACACCAAGAAAUGAACAUCGACCGAUGGAGACAGACGAAUAUCGAUCGACAUCAGCUACUCAGCAUCGAUCGACAGAGGAAUUUGCGUCAUGCGCAGCAGUAAGGAUCCUAACUCACGAAGAGUUUGCAGCUAAACACCCUCAUCCACCCAAACCCUUACGCAUUAAGAAGUUGGAUAUCGAUUGGGGCCAUGAACCAUCUACCGAUCGACAAAAAGACUCAACCGACAAUCGGAGGGCUUACUCCAGCGUCGAUCGACAACCACCUCUCACGUACCGAGUGCAUCUACUAAAGAUAGAUGUAUCAUGUUUGAAUGCACUCAGGAAUCCAUCUCAACCUUCAUAAACUAUUGUAGACAACUUCAGUCAACAAUCUGAUGAUGCACCAGAGUCAAUGCAAGUUGAUCAGACUUCUGAGAAGAGAACCUUGAGGAGAAAGAAGGAAAAAGGUUCAUAAGCAUCUUAAGAGAGGAGUUAAUGAGAAGGAGAUGGAUAGCUUCACUAAAAGAGUUCUUAGGAUACCCUUGGACUAGGGAUGUUAAAAUGAGUAAUUACCCAUGGGUGUACGGUGUACCCAAACCCACAAGUAUUGGGUUGUGUUUUUGCCUUUCAAUAAAUAAAUGGGUUCACAAUGGGCUUUUACCCUUAAAUAAAUAAAUGAAUUUACACUAUAUGGGUAAACCCAAUAGAGUGAAUGGGUACCCACAAAUCUAAAAAAUACUAAAUGACGACGUUAAAACUUCUCCUCCUUCUCUGAGACUCCGACUUCGAAACCUCCAUCGUCUUCUCUGAGACUCCGACUCUCCCUCUAAUCUAAAGUCUGAAACUCUGAAUCGUCGAGUUUCACCGUCUCUCUCAGGUUCUCCCUCCCCUCUCUCUCUCUCUCUCUCUCUCUCUCUCUCUCUCUCUCUCUCUCUCUCUCUCUCUCUCUCUCUCUCGAUCUCUCUAUCUCUCUUGUUUUGAUUUUGAUUGUUUUCUUGUCUCAGGGAAGAAACUUCAUCAGGUUUUGAUUCUGAUUGUUCGCUUGUCUCUGCAGCAAACCCAUUAUCAGAUGGAUUCCCAGUCAGUGAGAGUACUUGCAGGACUUGAAGAGCAACUAGAUAUGGACAGAGAGGAGAAUGAAGCUGAACUUCAAGGAGCCCACAGUGAAACUCAAGUGACUCAACCAACAAAAACGGUGAUAUUGAAGAUAAUUUCGAUGAGGAAGCUACAAAUGUUGCAAGUUCUUCAGGAGUAUGAGAGAGAUUCAAGAUUCAAGAAGCUACAAAUAUUGCAAACUACUAUUUAUUUUAAUCUGAAUAAAAAUACUUUUGCUACUUCUUUACAAAUGUUGCAAGCUACAAUUUGUUUCAAUCUGAAUCAAAUAUAAAUUUAUUAUAA